AUGGCAUCAGUUUCCAGUGCCGGUGAGGCAGUUGCGAGAAUCGCCUACCUGUCCAGUGACCUUGUCUUGUCUGUGCAACCUUCCCUGCAGACAGACUCGCUAUUUUCAAAGACACUCAAAUCUUUAAAGAGCCAAAAGACCACUAGCGUCCUCUCUAAUCAAAUACCAGUGGUGCAAGCCGUGCGACACAAUGAGGACCCUCUACUCUCUGCAUUCCACCCUCUCCGUCAGCGAGAGUCUGUCUCUGUAGUCGCCAGCUCCUCAAUCCUCAUCACAGCGGUUCCUCAUCUCUACCGAUUGGCGAACUUCCCCAUUGUCAUUCACAUUGCGCUUGAUUCCUCAUCAUACCCCGACUACUCUGUCAUCAGUUCCAUCCGCCAGUGCGGAUUCGCAUUCCUGCACUCAGAGACUAUCCAGGAGUCCCAAGACAUCGCAUUGACUGCCCAUGCAUUGGCCCAUAAGUCUGGAAAGGGUGUCAUUCAUUUCUUCGAUCCUGCCAAUUCUGUCAAGGACUCACCUAUUGCCUCGGAGGAUAUCGAGCUUGUGAAGAAGACUCUGAACCUGAGUGGAGUCAUUGCUACUCACGCCCCUUCCGAAGCCGAGACCCUGUACACCGACUCUGGCCGUGUCGCCACAGUGGCAACGGAUAGCGUCGAGAUUGCUCCUGCUGGCCAGGGCGAGGCAACCGCCGGGUUAACCGUGCCCUCCCAGUCCCAAACCCCUCUGGCUGCCAGUGUCGACAACUCAUCUGUUGGUUCUUCUCGCCGUGAGAGCAGUGCUGGAAGUGAGACUCCUAGUUCUGCAGCCACUACAGUGGACUACUCCAGCGUUCGCCCCGUGAAUGCCGCCGAUAUCUUCGAAUGGACGCGCCAGAUUUGGGCCACGAUCUCGAAGGAGACUGGCCGCACCUACAAUGCUAUUGAAUAUACUGGCCCCGCUGACGCCAAGUCCGCUGUCUUUGUGUUCGGCUCAACGGGGGUUUUCGUUGAUGCUCUUUCACAGGCAGAGGCUGGGAGCGAGCUUGAGAACAUUGGUCUGAUCACUGCCCGUCUCUAUCGGCCUUGGGUUGGUAGUCAGAUUGUCAACUCUAUUCCCAACUCCAUUGAAAAGGUCGCUGUAUUGGAACAGGUCCGGAAGACAACCAAGUGGGGCCCAUCUUUCAUGGACUUCCUUUCUAGUGUGACCCCUUCCUCUGUUCGAGGCGAGGCUUUGAAGAUCGUGGGCUACCGUCUGGGCUACAUCGAGCCUUCAACAGCUGUGCAGGCGCUUCGCGGCAUUGUUCAGAACCUGCAGUCAUCUUCCCCUAUCCAGAACCUAGAAGUGGGUAGCGCUCAGGCCCCCGCUGUGCAGGAAGGUCUUGUACAGCCUCAACUUGAAAAUGCAUACCUGAAAAUCCUGAACCAGCUCUUUGGUGAUCGCCUAUAUAUCGCCAACCAGCUGGGCGCCAAGAAUGCCGGUAUCUCCUCCACCAUCGCUGCCAGCCCGGAGUAUGGUUUUGGAUCACUCCUUGCACGCAAGGAACACCGCAAGCGGUUCAUCCGAGAGGUGGAAGAGGCUUCCAAGUCCGCUACUUUCGCCACCGAUGUCCCCAAGUCUUGGCUGUCACGCUGGGCCCUGAGUGUCAAUGAUUCUGCCAAGGCGAACAAGAUUGCCCCCGACGUGGUUGCCCGUCUUUCUAAUGACGGCUCCAAGCUGUCUCGGGAGCUCUUGGAGUCAAAGAAGCUUUUCUUCGAGGAGUCUCAGUGGCUCAUCGGCUCUGAUGCCUGGGCGUACGACUUGGGCAACUCUGGCGUUCACCAUGUUCUUGCCUCUGGCGCUAAUGUCAACAUGUUGAUCAUUGACUCGCAGCCUCAUUCUGAGCGUGCUGCUUCCGAUCCCACUCGCCGGAAGAAGGACAUUGGUCUCUACGCUAUGAACCUUGGAAAUGCCUACGUUGCAUCAACAGCCGUGUACAGCUCCUACACGCAGGUUCUGCAGGCCAUGGCCGAAGCUGAGCAAUUCAACGGCCCGUCCGUCGUUGUUGCUUACCUCCCUUACCACCAAGAGAAUGACUCCCCCCUCACUGUCUUGCAGGAGACCAAGAAGGCGGUUGAUCUUGGUUACUGGCCUCUGUACCGCUGGAAUCCCGCAAAUGAAGAGAAGGGCGAGCCCAAGUUUGCCCUCGACUCUGAGCGUAUCAAGCGCGAGCUUGAAGAAUUCCUUCGUCGCGACAACCAGCUCACCCAGCUCAUGAAUCGCCAGCCUAAAUACUCUUCUGUGUUGUCUGAAUCGUACGGCACAGAAGUUCGUGCUUUGCAGAAGCGCAAGGCCAAGGAUUCGUAUGAAAAACUUCUGGACGGCCUUUUCGGAGCUCCACUCACUAUUCUUUUCGCGUCAGACGGUGGCAAUGCCCAAAAUCUUGCCAAGAGGCUGGGCAACCGUGGCCGUGCUCGUGGUUUGAAGACUAUGGUCAUCGCGAUGGAUGAAUAUCCCGUCGAGGAUUUGGCCACUGAAGAGAACGUUGUGUUCAUCUCUUCUACCGCCGGUCAGGGUGAAUUCCCCGUGAACGGUCGCGGCCUGUGGGAGCAUGUCAAGAACACCGGCGACCUUGACCUGUCCUCCAUCAAGUAUUCCACCUUCGGUCUUGGUGACAGCCACUAUUGGCCCCGAAAGGAGGACAAGAUCUACUACAACAAGCCUGCUAAGGAUCUGGAUGCCCGUGUGGCAUUCUUGGGAGCCCAGAAGCUUACUGACAUUGGCCUCGGUGAUGAUCAGGACCCUGAUGGAUAUCAAACUGGCUACGCCGAGUGGGAGCCCCGUUUGUGGAAAGCUCUUGGCGUCGACAAUGUGGAGGGUCUGCCCGAGGAGCCUGCCCCUAUCACCAACGAGGACAUCAAAAUCCAGUCUAACUUCCUCCGCGGUACCAUUCUGGAAGGCCUUCGGGACGAGUCGACUGGCGCCAUCUCUGCCAGUGACCAGCAAUUGACCAAGUUCCAUGGUACCUACAUGCAGGAUGACCGUGACCUCCGGGAUGAACGUAAGGCCCAGGGUCUCGAGCCAGCUUAUAGUUUCAUGAUCCGUUGUCGACUGCCCGGUGGUGUUGCUACACCGAAGCAGUGGCUGCAGAUGGAUGCUAUCAGCAGUUCUCACGGAAACGAGACUAUGAAAUUGACCACCCGCCAGACCUUCCAGUUCCAUGGAGUUAUUAAACGCAAGCUCCGUGGUGCUAUGCAGGAAAUCAACAAGGCUCUGAUGGACACUCUUGCGGCCUGUGGUGAUGUGAACCGUAAUGUCAUGUGCAGUUCCCUCCCAGAGCUGUCCACUUUCCAUCGUGAGACAUAUGUGUUUUCCAAGAAGAUCAGUGAGCACCUGCUUCCUUCAACGACAGCUUAUCAUGAGAUCUGGUUGAAGGAUGAGAAUGACAACAAGGUUCAGGUGGCUGGUGACGCUAUCGUUGACCACGAGCCCCUCUACGGUCCCACCUACUUGCCCCGCAAGUUCAAGAUCACCAUUGCCAUUCCUCCCCACAAUGACACUGACGUCUACGCUCACGAUAUCGGCCUCAUUGCUAUCAAGGGGGCGGACGGCCACCUGGAAGGUUUCAAUGUCCUGGCUGGUGGUGGUAUGGGUACCACUCACAACAACAAGAAGACUUACCCCCAGACUGGUCGUAUGCUCGGGUUCUUCCCCGCGGAGAACAUUCACAUUGCCUGUGAAAAGAUCAUGCUUGUUCAGCGUGAUAACGGUGACCGCAAGAACCGCAAGCACGCUCGUCUGAAGUACACCAUUGAUGAUAUGGGACUGGAUGUCUUCCGUAGCAAGGUCGAGGACCUUCUUCCGGACGGUCAGCGAUUCGCUGAGCCUCGGCCCUUCAAGUUCGAGUCCAACGUUGACACCUUUGGCUGGAUCAAGGAUGAGACUGGCUUGAAUCACUUCACCUUCUUCAUUGAGAACGGUCGCAUUGAGGACACCGCUGAGUUCGCCAUGCGUACCGGUCUCCGCGAGCUUGCCUCCCUCAACAAGGGUGAGUUCCGCCUUACUGGCAACCAGCACUUGAUUCUCUCUAGAGUCACAGACGAGGAUCUCCCUGCUGUUAAGGAGGUCAUGGCCAAGUACAAGUUGGACAACACCGCGUUCUCCGGGCUGCGUCUUUCCUCCUCGGCCUGUGUUGCUUUCCCCACCUGUGGUCUCGCCAUGGCUGAGUCUGAGCGUUACCUGCCCGUCCUUAUCUCCAAGCUGGAGUCUACUCUUGAGGAGAAUGGUCUUGCUCGUGACAGUAUUGUUAUGCGUAUGACUGGUUGCCCCAACGGAUGUGCUCGUCCUUGGCUUGCUGAGGUCGCCUUUGUUGGCAAGGCUUACGGAGCGUACAACAUGUACCUCGGCGGUGGUUACCACGGACAGCGUUUGAACAAGCUUUACCGUUCUUCCAUCAAGGAGGAUGAGAUCAUUGAGAUCAUGAAGGGCCUGCUCAAGCGCUAUGCUCAGGAGCGAAACACCGACGGCGAGACACCCGAGCGCUUUGGUGACUUCUGUAUUCGCGCCGGUAUCAUUAAGGCCACCACCGACGGCCAAAACUUCCACGAGGGUGUUGCGGAAGAAGAUGAUGAGGAGUAA
Penicillium oxalicum is the source of this 4593-nucleotide messenger RNA. RefSeq names its product sulfite reductase (NADPH) subunit beta. Gene Ontology annotation, cellular component: sulfite reductase complex (NADPH). The record is from RefSeq and is a predicted model, not a curated record. Gene Ontology annotation, molecular function: iron-sulfur cluster binding; heme binding; sulfite reductase (ferredoxin) activity. Lineage: Eukaryota; Fungi; Ascomycota; Eurotiomycetes; Eurotiales; Aspergillaceae. Gene Ontology annotation, biological process: sulfate assimilation. The coding region runs from base 1 to 4593 and encodes 1530 amino acids. The transcript is spliced from 4 exons.